Molecule: messenger RNA, 2727 nt
Organism: Urocitellus parryii (Arctic ground squirrel)
Lineage: Eukaryota; Metazoa; Chordata; Mammalia; Rodentia; Sciuridae
Product: butyrophilin subfamily 2 member A2
Biological process (GO): regulation of cytokine production; T cell receptor signaling pathway
Cellular component (GO): external side of plasma membrane
Molecular function (GO): signaling receptor binding
Source: RefSeq, a predicted model, not a curated record
UCCCGGGUCGAGAACCCCCUGCACCCCGCGGCCAACGGGAGGCGAAGAAAACGUGYCCGCGCCCUUUGGGAACAGCUGGUUCUCCCGCGGUGGCUGUGCCCGGGGGUGGGUGGAAAGGAGGGGAGGGGCCCUAAAACCCCCAUCCGAGGGUCGGAGAAGAGAAACGCGGGUCAACGCUAAAGGCUCGUGGUCGCCGCCUGUGCUGGCUGACGCCGUCUGUCCUGGGUACCUAUGGAGCCCGCUGCCUGCCUGCGCCCCUGCUCGCCAGCCUCCUUUCUCCUCUCCUUCCUCGACCUGUUGGCACUGGUCUCAGCCCAGUUUACUGUCGUGGGGCCGGCUGAGCCCAUCCUGGCCAUGGUGGGAGAAAACGCCACCUUACACUGCCACUUGUUGCCCGAGAAAAGCGCCGAGGACAUGGAGGUGCGGUGGUUCCGGUCUCAGUUCUCCCCCGCGGUGUUCGUGUAUAAGGGCAGGCGAGCGAGAACAGAGGAGCAGAUGGAGGAGUAUCGGGGAAGAACCACCUUCCUGAGCAGGGACCUCAGCAAGGGCAGUGCGGCGCUGGUCAUACGCAACGUCACGGCCCAGGAGAACGGCGUCUACCGCUGUUACUUCCAGGAGGGCAGGUCCUACGACGAGGCCAUCCUGCGCCUCUUGGUGGCAGGCCUGGGCUCUAAGCCUCUCAUUGAAAUGAAGGGCCAUGAAGAUGGGGGCAUCCUACUGGAGUGCACAUCUGGAGGGUGGUACCCAGAGCCCCACGCGGUGUGGAAGGACCCCUAUGGUGGGGUCAUGCCUGCGCUGGAGAAGGCUUACACGGUUGACAAAGACGGCCUGUUCACAGUCACCUUGGCUGUGAUCAUCAGAGACAGCUCCAUGCGGAACACAACCUGCUCCGUCAACAACACUCUGCUGGGCAGGGAGAUGGAAAGUGUGAUCUUCAUUCCAGAAUCCUUCAUGCCCAGGAUAUCUGCCUGGAUGGUGGCCCUGGCUGUCACCCUUCCCCUUCUGAUCCUCCUCCUGUUCGGGAGUGUYAGUCUCAUCAAGAAACUCCACAGGAAAAAAAAGAUUCUGUCAGCGGAAAAAGAGAGAGAACAUGAAGAGAAAGAAGCCACAUGUAAGAAACUGAUGGAAGAAUGUAUGGAAAAAGAGGAAGAACGCCAAGCAAAAGAGCAACUUCAGGAGGAACUGCGAUGGAGGAGAACSCUCUUACAUGCUGCGGACGUGGUCCUGGACCCCGACACGGCUCACCCCGAGCUCUUCCUGUCAGAGGACCGGAGAAGCGUGUGGCGGGAGGCCUCCCGGCAGAGCGUGCCCGACAACCCCGAGAGGUUCGACUGCAGGCCGUGCGUCCUGGGCCGCGAGAGCUUCUCCUCCGGGCGCCAGUUCUGGGAAGUGGAGGUGGGCCGCGCCAUGGUGUGGGCCGUGGGCGUGUGCGCCGACGGCGUGGAGAGGAAGGGGGACGCCCUGCUGCUGCCCCAGAAUGGCUUCUGGACCCUGGAGAGGUUCGGCCACCAGUACCGGGCCCUGUCCUCGCCCGAGAGGACCCUCCCUCUGGGGGAGCUCCUCGAGCGCGUGGCCGUCUUCCUGGACUGCGAAGCCGGAGACGUGUCCUUCUACAACAUGAGAGACAGGUCCCACAUCUACACCUGUCCGCGCUCCACCUUCUCCGGACCUCUGAGGCCCUUCUUCAGGCUGGGUUCCGAUGACGGCCCCCUCUCCAUCUUCCCAGUGUUCACAGGGGCCCGGGGGGCCACCGUUCCCGAGGAUGGCCUGAUCCUGCACAACCCAGGGACCCCUAGGAGGGGUGUCUCAUAGGGCCAAUUCCUUGGCCUCAGUGCCUUGUCCACUACCCUAAGGCACCCUGGGGAAUACAGUCCUCCUCCCCCUGGUCCCCUGAGAACUCAGCUCCCCUGCCUCCUCCUCCUUAGGCCCACCCCAGUGCUGUCACAGGCCGGGCUGCUGGUGAGUACAGGCAGGGCCCCGGGCUCGCGAACUAAGCUCCUGGCCAAGAGCAAAGUGUAAGAGGCUAAAGGACAGAAAACCUGUGGCUUCAGCAUCAAGGUGACAAGGCUGAGCCCGACACUCCAGACACUGGGCAGUUGGGGCAAGGGCCAUAGGAUGCACCAGGAUGUAAGAGGAAGGAGGGACCACAGAUGGCCACCCAGRUGGCCCAGGAACAAGAGAGCUGGGUGGGGUGAGGUUAAGCCCCGCCCUGACACCCAUGGCCCCUGGAGCUGAUGGCAUUCCCACCCCACUCCAGGAUUUCCAGACCACACAAGGACGCCCACACCACAUAUCYGCAGGCCUGGACCUGGAUGAGGAGGAAUGAAGGACAGUAGUUCCUUUGGURGGUCUGGYUCAGGAGUCGGUGCAGCAACCCAGRAGCUGUACUCAGUCUUUGAUGAGGGGAUGAGGUCCCGCUGAGCAGGUGACCCAAUCCACCACAGGGCUCAGGGCAAGUGGGGACAGCAGCUGUUUCAAGCUUCUUGGUCUCAGGAUGACUUUAGACACUUAAAAAUUAUUGAGGAACCCAAAGAGCUUUUGUUCUUUUGGCUUAAUAUCUGCUAUUAUUUAUGGCAUUUGAGACUGAAACUGAGAAAUUUAAAAAGUGUAUUUAUUAUUAAAACAACAAGAAUAAACCAACUAUAGGUAAUCAUAAACAGCCUCUCUUAAGAAAAAUAACUUACUUCCUAAGCAAAAAUAGAUUUUAUUGAGAAUUGUGGAAUUAUU